AUGAAAGACAUGGGUAAGCUUCAUUACUGUCUUGGAGUAAACAUUAAAACGAUGGACGGUGUUUUGCAAAUGAGCCAAGAGCAGUAUAUUCACAAGAUAUUGAACAAGUACAAGUUACAAGAUUGUAAACCUGUAUCGACGCCGAUGGAUGUGAAUGUGAAACUGGUGAAAAAUGAUGGUUACAGCAAAGCAGUAGAUCCUGUUGAGUACCAAUCGAUGGUUGGAAGCUUGAUUUAUGCAGCUAUAGCUACUCGCCCCGAGAUAGCUCACACACAGUUGGUACUUUAGCAAAGUUUAACUCGUCCCCUAAUGAAUCACAUCUUACUGCUGCCAAACGUGUAUUUCGCUACCUGAAGGGAACAGUUAAACUGCAUCUCCAGUACGAAGCAAGUGAUAAAGAUAUAGAAGGAUAUUCCGACGCAGAUUGGGCCGCAGAUUCAUAUGAUCGAAGAUCUACUUCUGCGGGCAACGUAUUUGUAAUGUCCAAUGGUGCCAUUAGUUGGGCAAGCCAGAAGCAACAUACGGUAGCACUUCCAACAGCUGAAGCCGAAUAUACCCCCCUUUGCUUAGCAACUCAAGAAAGU
Molecule: messenger RNA, 584 nt
Organism: Paramuricea clavata
Lineage: Eukaryota; Metazoa; Cnidaria; Anthozoa; Malacalcyonacea; Plexauridae
Source: the annotation of a GenBank genome assembly